AUGCCGGCUUUUGUCAGUAUGCCUAAUGUCAAUGGGUCCCGAUCGAGACAACCCAGUUUUGAAGAGGAAUGUCCUAAAGAAGGGGUUACACAGGGCUGUAAACCGCCUUCAGCGAAGCGACCAAGAUUGAACGCGGUGAAACAGGAGGCGGAGGCCAGGUGGAUCCCAACGGGUUACCCCACAGACACGGAUGGAGAGUGGUCCAGCGGAACCGCAAUGAUGGAUGAUAACGGUUCAUUGAUGAGCGACAGCGCGAUGCCAGAGAUGCAGGAUAAUCCGGGUGCCCAAUCCAGAGCAACAGGUUGCGUGCCGUUCAUCGAAUACAGUCCUUACAAGGCGCCAAGACCACUGAGUAAUAUGGGAGUUUGUACACCAACAGAUCCACUGGUCAACAACACGUUUGGAGGGCAAAAUGCAUACGAUAUGCAAAAUAGCACAGAAGGACAAUCGAGUGAAUCGGCCACAUAUCGCUCCCAGAGUGGAGCCAGUGCAGACGAUCCAUACAGAUCUCCAAGAAAUGAUCCACGUUCAUGGAGUGAUUACAGUGCCAAUUCAGACAAACAAUCGCCGGCCAACCGUUUCCAUGAGGAGCUCAACACGGAAUCUCCAUCAUCGAAAGAAUCUUUCAUAGCAGAGCAGAUGCAACAAAUCUCACCCACCAUCCGAAUGCUUCAGACAAAGGCUACAAAGAGCAGACCUCCAUCGGACGUUAUGGUGUAUGAAUACGAAGCCUGAGACAAGAGCUUAGAUUUUAGUUGGUCUCGAAAGCGGCAAUCUAUGUUUGUCCUCUUAGUCCAACAAACUGUAAGCCAGCAAUAGCUGUUUAAAAUACGGUUUUACUGAUUUUUAUAUUAGGCACCACAAUAGAUAUCCUCUAACUAAGGCUCAUCAGAGAAGAACCGCGGCCUUCACCAGCACAAACACACGCACACAUACAAAGUCUGCUUUGCGGACACUUAAAUAGAAGUUAGUUUGUUCACACUCUACACCAAUCUAACCGGUCUCCUCGAUUCAGGUCCAACUGCCACACAGCUUGCCUUCAAAUCUGUGGUUGGUGUGCUACACCAUUACACUUUCGCAGUGGAUUGCGUUGAUCUCCUAAUUCGCUUCACGGAAACCGGUGACGCGGGAAACCUGUACAGUCGGAUUUUCCAUUGCGUCUUCUCCCCGUCCGAAACCCGGAGCCGUCAGCCUUUCGACGAGAGGACCCAGGGUUAACCGAUGUCCACGUAGCGCGCCUUACUCCCCCACCCCAUCCACACACACACACACACACCUAUGUGCUUUGUUUGCUUUCAUGCUUCC
Dicrocoelium dendriticum is the source of this 1305-nucleotide messenger RNA. Lineage: Eukaryota; Metazoa; Platyhelminthes; Trematoda; Plagiorchiida; Dicrocoeliidae. The record is from the annotation of a GenBank genome assembly.